AAUCAGAAAGCAGCAGAGGAAGAAUGAUUAUUCUGACAUAUAAAAUGACUGAGAAAUAACUGUCUGUUUCUCAAUGUAAGUCAAUGGGACUUUGGCCUUUUUGGAACCCAGUGGUACUUCCUACAUGGAACAUGGAAGGAGGGGGGGUUGAUCAGUCCAGUUCUUAUAUACAGUCGAUGAUUCUACCGACGAGCACGCGGGAGUGGGCGGGGCUCCCUAGUUGUGCUUGAAUGCUCUUAUUUUGAAGGGCACGUACCGGAAGCUGUUAUGUUACGGCGGAAAGACGGUAAUGUUAGCCAAAACAAGCGCACGACGGCAGUGCGGUCGAGUUUCACGAUGGAGAGGCGGCGCACGGCUAAAGAAGACAUUUGUCCUCUGGACAUUAAGUGGACGAGGAAGGACAGCACCGCGCUCGCUACCCCACGGGGAAGCCCCGCCCAGCUUGGACAGGAAGAGGACCAAAGUGCUGUUUCAGACUGGGGGGCAGCUUUGGACACAGAGGACAAACUGUCCAGUGAUGACGAGCUGGGACGACUAGACAUUGAUCUGGACCGAAAAUCCAGACAACACAACCUGACCUCCAACAACGUGCGCACCAUCCUCCAUGAGGUGAUCACACACGAGAGGGUGGUAGCUAUGAUGAAGGCGGCCAUCAUGGACACAAAGGACUUCCCCCUGUUCGAACCAAAGAUGACCCGGUCUAGAUUAAAACAGGUGGUCCAGCAGGAACAGGCUGAUACCUGGAGUCUGUCAUUAUUGAAUCCUGUAAAGCCUCCUCAGUUUGUGGAUAUUGAUCUUGAGGAAGAUGAAGACUCAUCUGAUGAAGAAUACUGUCCUGACGAGGAAGAAGAGGACACGGCUGAGGAGACCCUGCUGAGUGAUGCAGACAGCUUGGCCUCGCCCCCCAGGACUCAGAUAAGGAACCCAGCUGCUGAAAACCUGAAACGGAGUCUUUCAGGAGAUCUGAGAGGACCGCUGGAGACGUCCACAGAAGCUGAUGUGCAGCUGGUCUAUGGUCCUGCUGAACGCUCUUUCCUGGAAAAACUCGGAGCUGUGGAUGAAGAGUUGGCCUGCAGCCCCGCCUACACCUAUGAUCAGUCCAUGGACAGAAAACAUGAGGAUGGUGUUGACGAAGGCUCCAGCUGUUUGGCAUUCCGCACGCGCUCCAAACUUCCGCUGGUCAACAUCCCGUUGGACCAGCUGGAGGCGGAGCUUCUGGCUCCUGACAUCACGGCGGACAUGUAUGAGCAGAGCUCCACCCAUCAGGACGAGGACUGUCAUUGGACAAACUGGCUGCAGAGUCUCAUGGCGCCAGACUGUGAAGAUGAAGUUGAGGAUGAGGAUGACCCCGAGUACAACUUCCUGGACGAGCCUGAUGAACCGGACCUAGAGGACUAUAGAACGGACCGUGCAGUCCAGAUCACCAAGAAGGAAGUGAAUGAGCUUCUGGAGGAACUUUUUGAUGCACUGCGUGAGGAAGAGGCAGCAGCUGAGGAUGAGGAGGCCCCGUCAGAGAUCCUUCCAAAGUUUAACACCCCUCAAGCUCUACGCUUUGAGGCUCCGUUAGCCAGCAUGCUGACAGAGCGGCGGCAGACGGUCCGAAGGCAGUACGAAGCUGUGCAGCAAAGACGAGCCCUCCAGGACACCACCAACCAGCCUCACCACAGCACCACCCAGACGGGCUCCCCCGCCUCAGUCCUGGUGCUGCCCGGCCUCUGCUCCACCCUUCACCUGAACCCCGUCCAGAAGCUGCAGCUCCAGCAGCAGAUGCAGCAGCACGUACAGCUGCUGACUCAGCUGCAUCUUCUAAGUCGUCGUGUUCCUGCCCUGAACCACCAAGCCUGCCUCAGCAAACGGUACCUGGAAGAGCUGCAGAACUUCGCCUGCCGGAGGGAGGAGCUUCGUCUGACCAGCACUUUCAGAGCGUGUAAUCUUCAGGGGGCGUUGGAUCUCCUGCAGGAGGUGGAGCAGAAAGACGAGGCUCCUCCUCUCCCACCCUGUGCAGCUGCCAAGCGCCUCCUCCCACACAUGACUCCUGCUGUCUGCAGCCACGCCUUCCCGUUGAUGCCAGCGGACAUCGCCUGGCUGUUUGCCACGAGGCCCGUUUUCCUGCACCCAGAACUGCUCCCAGUCUGCAGCCUGGACCCAGCCCUCCACAGCCGACCCCACAGGAGUGUGUACACUGCAGGAGAGGACAGGCUGAUCGUUCUGGGUCUGAAGCAUUUUGAAGGGGCGAUCCAGCCGGAUCAGCUGAUGACCUCCUACCUGUUGUGCAAAAGCCGAUGGAAUGUCCGGAAACAUAUCCGAGAGAUGAGCGGUCCCCGAGCUCCGCAGGGCAACGUCAUCCAGACUUUUAUCCAGCGGGGCAUCCUCCCCCAGAUGACCCCGGUCUGCAGAAGAGUGGAGCCUGCAGACCAGAAGCCCCCGGUGGACAGAAACACCUCCAGCAUGCCGAACUGGCUCAAGAACAGUCAGCUCAUCAUCCAGAAGAACAGACUGGAUGGGAAUUGUUACCCUCUCACCCUCCCCCAAGGCUGCACCCUGAGGCUCCACCCCUCUUAUGUCAGCAAGUCCCGCCCUGCUCGCCGAGUUCAUCGCCGCCUCUUUACUCUGGCCCACAAUGCAUCUCUGCUUCCACUGGCCAAAGCCUUUACAGACAGACAGGUGGGCACACAGGUGAAGGAGGAGGAGGAGGAGCCAACUAGCUGCCUCCCUCCUCCCACCCGGUUCCCCUCUAAUCCUGGGCCGAUAACGGGAGCUCGAUCACCCGUCCCGUCUCCAUUUAGUUCAGUGGCAGCUGCUUACCAAUGCCCCCCCCCUUUGUGUGGCAUGCAAAGCCAGGUUCUGCUGUCUGGUCAUGGCACUACAACUCCCAGCAUUCCAUGCUCAGCUGUUGCAGAAAGUCCAUAUUAUAUUUUUCUUCAGAUGAUGUCUACUCCAAAUAUUUCUGGGACACUUGUUUCCCAGCAUGCACUGGUGCAACAAAAGCAUGAGGAAGGUGAAGUAGUGGGGGGCUCCACAUUUGAGAAGCUGAUGAGACGAGAAAAGGAGGAGAAGACCUCGUCUAUGAGUCCAGCCGGAGCCUGCAGAAGAACUGAGGAGCAAAAGGAGGCAGGGAAGGAGUUUGAGGGGUUGGAUGGGGCAGAAGGAGAGCAAGAGGAGGGCCUAGCAGGAGCAGGGGAAUGGGGGGGCGAUGGGGGUGUAGAGGAGGGUGGAAGACAUGGAGAGGAGCAAGAGGGGGGAGGAGACAGGGAGGAGGAGGCGGGAGAUGGGGAGGAGGGUGGAAGACAUGGAGAGGAGCAAGAAGGGGGAGGAGACAGGGAGGAGGAUGGGGGAGAUGGGGAGGAGGGUGAAAGACAUGGAGAGGAGCAAGAGGGGGGAGGAGACGGGAAGGAGGAGGGGGAAGAGGGGGAGGGAGAAGACGGUGGGCAGGCGGGAGGAGACGGGGGGCAGGAGGGUGGUGGACAUGGGGACGGAGGUGAUGACGAGAAGGGGGAAGGAGGAGAUGGGGAGGAGGGAGAGAAAGAUAAAGAUGACUGUCAAAGAGAUGAAGAGGAGGAGGACGAGGAAGAGGAGGACUUUGAUGACCUCACUCAAGAUGAAGAUGAGGAGGAAGUGAUGUCAUCAGCUUCAGAGGAGUCUGUGCUGUCGGUUCCAGAGCUGCAGGAGACCAUGAAACAGCUGACCUGGCUGGCGGCGGAGCGACGGCUCUGUGGAGAGAGAGACUCGGAUGAAGACCACUCCCCCACCUCCCCCGGCUCUCAGGAGGAAGAGGAGGAAGAGGAGGAAGUGAAUAAGGAGCCAGGAUCAGGAGAGGGGAGGAGUGCCGCGUCCAGUCUGGAUGAGGAGGUGCUUCACAGUAAGAGGGCGUCCAGGAGAGGAGGGCGGGGCCCCAAACGAGGACGAGACCGCAGCCGUCCUCGCCGUGGCCUCAGGAGUCGCCGGUUGGAGCGCCGCAGUAAAGACGCUGCCAAGCUGUUGCUGCUUUAUGACGAGAACAUCCUGGACAACGACCCCCACAGGGACAGCAAAGACGCGGCGUUCGCUCACAGCUACUUGAGCCGGGUGUGUGAGGCGCUGCAGGACAUACCUGGGCAGGUGGAAGAGUUUGUGUCGUUGCUGAAUAGAUUUGAGCAGGUUGCGGAUGGACAGGAGGUGGCGCUGCUGUUCAGGAAGCUGCGCUUCAUCUUGGGAAACCGGACGGAUCUUCUCCGAGACUUUGCAGCAUUCCUGCAUCCCGACCAGGCCCUGCAGUGCGGACUGUUGGAGGAGCAGCAAGCGUUUGAGCGCAGCCGGCGGUUUCUGCGGCAGCUGGAAAUCAGUUUUGGAGAUAACCCGUCGCUCUACCAGAAGAUCAUCAAAGCUCUGCAGACUGGUCCAGACCUGAGUCCUGCUGGGAUCCAAGAGUUGAAAGCCCAGAUGUCCUCACUGCUGAAAGGCCACACCCACCUGCAAGCUGAGUUCUGGGUGUUUUUCGAUGAACUCCGCCCACCUCAAGCCCGACCAGGACAGUUUGAAGAAGCUCAUUGGCUGCAGGAUGGAGACACAGGGGAGGGUUUAAGCUUGCUGUCGGGAGGCGGAGCCAGUGGUGGCUUUGAGGAAGUAUCACUGCCAGAGCUGGACGAUGAAGACGAAGGAAUGAAGAUCCAGUCGAUAAAGAGCCGGCGCCAAAGGAGAAAAAUUGAGUCUCACACAAGCUACAAGAGCUCAGUGAGUGUGUCCAGAGCCGCGAAAAGCCUGAACACUCUGUACACUCAUAUUAGCUCCUCCAACUGUGAACAAGGGGAGGGGAACCACGACAACCUUCAUCCAGAUCAGAGCAGUGCAUCCUGGGAUGAUGGAAUAAACCCUGCAGAUGAAAAGGAGGAGGAGCUUGAUGACAGACAACAGAAAAAACCCGAGGAGACAUCUGCACUGGAAUCCUCCGGCUCCACCCCUCAUGACCCCCCUGUUUGUGCCAAGAACAUUUCGUUGACAGCAAGUGGAGAAAAGGUUGUCCUCUGGACCAGAGAAGCUGACCGUGUCAUCUUAACCAUGUGUCAGCGGACAGGAGCCAAUCAGAGCUCUUUUCAGGCAAUCUCAUCUCUGCUUGGCAACAAAACGGCUCAGGAGGUGUCUGGCAGGUUUCAAGAUUUGAUGCGGCUGUUUCGGACAGCAGCCCGUCACUGCACCUCGGAGGAUGUGGCUCCACCCACUGAGUCUGUAACCCGAUCAGAAGGAAACUGCCAUAAUCACUAGUUGAAAGUCCUUUUCCAACUUUCAAUGUGGAAAGACUUGUGCUUUCUUAUUCCUCUUCUUUUAAACUGUUGUAAAUACCAGAAUAUUUAUAUGUAUUAAAGGAAAUUCCUAAAAAUC
Messenger RNA from Oryzias melastigma (Indian medaka), 5355 nucleotides. RefSeq names its product gon-4-like (C. elegans) (gene gon4lb). Gene Ontology annotation, molecular function: transcription coregulator activity. Gene Ontology annotation, cellular component: nucleus. The transcript is spliced from 29 exons. Gene Ontology annotation, biological process: regulation of DNA-templated transcription. NCBI's taxonomy places the organism in Eukaryota, Metazoa, Chordata, Actinopteri, Beloniformes, Adrianichthyidae. The record is from RefSeq and is a predicted model, not a curated record. The coding region runs from base 268 to 5238 and encodes 1656 amino acids.